CUCUCUCGCCCUCAUGCAGAGGCGCUUGCAGACAAAGAGGGCGGCCGCGGGAGGCCGGGGAGCGGCUUGUUGUUUUCACCAGCAAAAAGGAAAAGAAAAAAAAAGCGAGGAAGCCGAAUUGCAAAUUCCCACCCUCCAAAAACGGGCUGAACCAGGAAGGCUGGGAAGGGGCUGCUGAGUGUUGGGAGAAGGAUCCUUUUGCCACCACCACCCCGCCCCAGCGUUGAAAAUAGACGGAGAAGCCCCGCACCAGAGACUGACAUCCCCCUCCUUGGCUAUCCUGCAGAUCCCCGGGUGGAUCUUGGUACCUGCAGCGAUCCGGAGAGAGUGGAAAGCGCCCGCGUCCUCGGUUCCGCAAGGGUCCCGUUUCCUGAUCCUGGAGGGUCCCUCGGGGAAGUGGGACUUCUGCAUAGGACGCGUUGCUCAGACGGGAGACAAAUUGGCGUGUGGAUUGCAGUUCUUGGUGGUGGUUGUUGUUUUUGCCCUUUGAAUUUGGAAGAGGAAGGCACGGGAUCUUGCCUGGGAUGUCUCCCAGGAAAACAAAUCAACAGAGAUCAAUAUUUAUGAGGCUAUCCUAAGAUCGUUGGACUGUUAUUUAAUCGAAGUGGAAUUAAAGGAGGAACUUCCUAAGAGGGAGGACGAUGAACCAGUGGAACAGCUUUGCCUUAGGAAGUUGUGGCUUUUUAAGAGGCUUUUAAGAAAAGACUGGGCAGCCACCUCUCUGAAAUGGCAUAGGGUAUUGAGCAGGGCUGGGGGUGGGUCAGACUAGAAGACCUCCAAGGUCCCUUCCAGCUCUAUUCUGAUUGAUGGAUUGAAAGUCAACUUUGUGGAGAAGUGACUUGACUAGGUAGAAUGGAAUUCCUCUGGUCUUCAGGGAGAGGAGCCGUCCAAAACUGGGAGCCUGUCAUUUGGUCUGGAAGCAGAGGGGACUUUGGGGGAAGUGGCAGCCCAAGAAGCAUCUCCGAGGGUCCCUGCAGCUCCGAGGCUGAGCGCUGGCGCUUCCGCAGCUGCCGCUACUGGGAGGCCGAGGGGCCCCGGGCCCUUUGCAGCCGCCUGCACCGGCUGUGCCGGGGGUGGCUGCAGCCCGAGCGGAGCAGCAAAGCUGAGAUGCUGGACCUGGUGGUGCUGGAGCAGCUGCUGGCCCUGCUGCCCCCGGAGCUGUCGGGCUGGCUGAGGGAGUGCGGGGCGGAGAGCUGCGCCCAGGCGGUGGCCCUGGCUGAAGGCUUCCUGCUCGGCCCCACAGCCCCUGAGGAGCUAGCAAAGGGGCAGAUACAGGAACUGUUCAUGGAGGAGAUCUCAGCAGACUCCCAGGGAAGAGAUCAACCCAGUCCUUCUCGGGAGCUUUUCUGGAGGAUCCCACAAGAAGACCCACCUCAGCUCACUUCCCCAUGGCAGGGAAGAACAUCAAUGGAAACCUAUGAAAUGGUACCUGUUUGUGAUGGAGCAGAAGUAGCAUGUCUGCCACCAACUCAGGGCUUCAUAUCCUUUGAGGAAGUGGCUGUGGACUUCACGCCGGAGGAAUGGGCGCUACUCGAUUGGAGCCAAAAAGCCUUGUGGAGGGAGGUCAUGCUAGAGAUAUUUCUGAAUAUAGCCGCUCUGGCAGGUUAUGGGCAGAGCGAUGAGAACGACCAGCAGGCAUGGUUAGUACCCCUGCAAACAGCUGAGUAUGAAAUGGAAGAAGUGAUGUUUGGCCACGAAGGGGGUCCAAAAAGCCAAGAGGAAAGCAACACAGAAGAUGGAGGAGAGAGUUCUUCCACUUCUCUCCCCUUUGAAAUCCAUCCAUUUCUUAUCCAGGAAGCUCAGGAAGAAAACACAAAUGGAAGAUACGCCGGAUGUGGCCAAGGAGAGGAAAAUAUGUUUAAUUUACAUGAAUAUUGUAGAAGCCAGGCUAAAAGGAAACAGUACGGUUGCGGACAAUAUGAAAGAAAUGUUAAUACUUUCUUCUCUCUUGGUUUACCCAAAAAACUCUACGGGAAACACAAACCACAUAGAUUUAUAAAAUUUGGGAGAAGUUUUACUCUGAGCACUUACGUUAAUUCCCAUGAAGAAUUUCACGCAGGGGUGAAGCUGUGUAAAUGCAUGAACUGCGGAAAGAGCUUCAGUACAAACAGUAACCUCCUCCGCCAUCAAAUGAUCCACACAGGUGAAAAGCCAUAUAAAUGCCUGGAGUGCGGAAAGAGAUUCAUUGAGAACAGAGAUCUUACUCGUCAUAGAAGAAUCCACACAGGGGAGAAACCAUAUAACUGCAUGGUGUGUGGAAAGGCCUUCAGAACAAAUGGUCAUCUGACUCGCCAUCAGAAGGUCCACACAGGUGAAAAACCAUACAAAUGCAUGGAUUGUGGGAAGAGCUACAUUGAAAGCAGAGAUCUUACUUGUCAUAAAAGGAUCCACACGGGGGAGAAACCGUAUAAAUGCAGAGAGUGUGGAAAGAGCUUCCCUCGGAAUAGUGCCCUGAUUUGCCAUCAAAAAAUCCACACCGGAGAGAAACCUUAUAAAUGCAUGGCAUGUGAGAAGACCUUCAUUAAGAAAGGACAACUCAUUUCCCAUCAGAGGAUCCACACAGGUGAAAAACCAUACAAGUGUAUGGAAUGUGGAAAGAGCUUCAGUAGAAGCAAUAAUCUUACGUCCCAUCAAAGGAUCCACACAAGGCAGAAACCGUACAAAUGCACGGAGUGCGGAAAGAGUUUUAACUAUAACAGUGGCCUUUCUCGCCAUCAGAGGAAACACACGGGUGAGAAACCGUAUAAAUGCACAGUGUGUGGGAGGAGCUUUAUUCAGAACGGACAACUUCUUUCCCAUCAAAGGGUCCAUACAGGUGAGAAACUGUAUACCUGCACGGAGUGUGGGAAGACGCUCAGUAGCAAGAGUGCCAUUGCCUACCAUCGAAGAAUCCACACUGGGGAGAAACCCUAUAAAUGCGCAGAGUGUGGAAAGAGCUUUAUUCAGAAAGGGCAACUGAUUUCCCAUCAAAGAUUUCACACGGGGGAGAAACCCUAUAAAUGCACGGCGUGUGGAAAGAGCUUCAGCAGUAGCAGUGCCGUUAACUACCAUCAAAGAAUCCAUGCUGGUGAGGAAACAUACAUUCACACGAGGACAGAUUUGAUAGAGCAAUUGCCUUGCCCUAUAACUGAACCAGACAUAGAAAUAGGUGAGAGGAAGGCUGAGGUAGCCAUGCAGGAGCUGUUAACAAGGGAGAUCUCAACAGAGCUCCAGGAAAGAGAAGAUAGAUCCAGUCCUUCUCAAGAGUUAUUUUUCAGGAGGAUCCAACUCUGGCCAACUUGCCAGGGGUCUAAUUUCUUUGAAGAGGUGGCUGUGGACUUCACAGAGGAGGAGUGGGCACUGUUGGAUCCCAGAGAGAGGGCCUUAUGCAGUGAAGUCCUGCUGGAGGUUUCUAGGAAUAUGGCUGCUCUGACAGGUGACGGGCUGGAGAAUGAGAACGACAAGCAGGUGAGAUCAAUGCCACUGCAAACAACAAAUCUUGAGGUAGAAGAAAUAAUGUUUGACUAUGAAGGAGCUCCAAAAACUCAAGAGAGAAGACAGUCAGAAGACAUGGGGGACAGUUCCUCCACUUCUCUUCCUGUUGAAAUCCAUGGUUUCCUGACCCAACAAGGUCAGAAAGGGAAGAAAAAGGGAAAAUCCAGCAAAAGGGAGGAAAAUAAGUUUGAUUUGUCUGAGUAUAGCAGAAGUCAGUCUAAAGGCUUUAUAAAUUAUGGAAAAUACAUCAAUAAUUUUUUCUCUCUUACUUUACUUAAGAAACUGUAUAAGAAAUACAAAUCACAUCCAUUUAUAAAAGUUGGUAAGGAUUUCAAUCUGAGCAGAGACAUGAAACUGUGUAUGAAGUCUGGAAAGAGCUUCACUAUCCACAGUAUUUUUAAUCACCAUCAGAGGAUCCACAAGGGGGAAAGAACUUAUAAAUUCAUGGAGUGUGGAAAAAGCUUUUGUCAGGAUGGAAUGCUUACUCAUCAUAAAAGGAUCCACACAGGCGAAAGACCAUAUAAAUGCCUAGAGUGUGGAAAGGGAUUUACUCGCAAAGGACAUCUUACUUGUCAUGAAAGGAUCCACACAGGGGAAAAACCUUAUAAAUGCACUGAAUGUGGAAAAGUCUUCAGAACAAAUGGCCAUCUGAUUCGUCAUCACAGGAUCCAUACAGGGGAGAAAACAUAUACUUGCAGGGAGUGUGGAAAGCGAUUCAUUGAGAAUAGAGAUCUCAUUACCCAUCAAAGGACGCACACAGGGGAGAGUCUCUAUAAAUGCCCUGACUGUGGAAAGAGCUUUACUCAGAAAGGACAACUUAAUUCUCAUCAAUGGGUUCACACAGGGGAGAAACCUUACAAAUGCCCAGAGUGUGGAAAGGGCUUCAGUACAAACUGUAAUCUGGCUCGCCACCAAAAGAUCCACACAGGGGAAAGACCAUAUAAAUGCCUGGAGUGUGGAAAGAGCUUUUUCGACAAUAAAGAUCUGACUCGCCACCAAAGGAUCCACACGGGAGAUAAACCAUAUAAAUGCCUGGAAUGUGGAAAGAGCUUUGCUCAGAAAGGACAACUUAAUUCCCAUAAAAGAAUCCACACUGGUGAGAGACCAUAUAAAUGUAUGGCAUGUGGAAAGCAGUUCACUCAGAAAGGAAAUCUUACUGAUCAUGAAAGAAUCCACACAGGGGAGAAACCAUAUAAAUGUACUGAAUGUGAAAAGAGCUUUGCUAAGAAAAGACAGCUUCAUUCUCAUAAAAGGAUCCACACAGGGGAGAGACCACAUACAUGCAUGGAGUGUGGAAAGAGCUAUUUCGAUCAGAGAGACCUUACCCGCCACCUAAGAACCCACACGGGGGAUAACCCAUAUAAAUGCCUAGAAUGGGAAAAGACCUUGAUUGUCAACAGAGACCUUAUUUGCCAACAAAGUAUCCACACAAGGGAGGGUCCAUAUAAAUCAAUUGAGUGUGAAAAAGACUUUAAUGACUACAGCAUCUUUACAUCUUAUAAAGAGAUGCACGCAGGAGAAAAUGGAAUGAAGGAGGGCUCUGCGAGGACAGGGCGGGGCGAGAAGUUUUGGCGGGAAGGAUUUGCAACUCCUGUGCUGAGGCGAAGAAACUCUGAGGGGAGCGGAGCCCGCGUUCUCCCCCCCCCGCCCCAUGAAACCGGGAAAGUGGCGAUCGAUGGCGGAGGCUCUGCCCUGGCUGAAAGAGGCCUUUGGGAGACGCUGAAGCCGGAGGCCAAAUGCCAAAUGGAAGCCCAAGGAUCUUUAAGGGCGGUAGCAGCAGCAACAGCCCCCAGUACCCUCCAGGGCUCUGAUCCCUUUGAGGAGGUCACUGUGGACUUCACAGAAGAGGAAUGGACACUGCUGGAUUCAGGCCAGAGAGAUUUGUGCAAAGAAGUCUCAUUGGAGGCUUUUAGGAAUAUGUCUGCUGUGGAUGAUGGAAUGGAGAAUGAGAAGGAGGAAAAGUUAAUGCCACUGCAAACAACAAGUUAUGAAGGAGAACUUACUGAUCAUGAAAGGAUUCACACAGGAGUGAAACCAUAUAAAUGUACAGAGUGCGGAAAGAGAUUUUGUUUCAAGCGUAAUCUUAAGCGCCAUGAGAGGAUCCAUAGCGGGGAGAAACAAUAUAGCUGCAUGGAGUGUGGAAAAUGUUUCACUCAGAAAAGUACUCUUUCUGAACAUGAAAGGGUUCACACAGAAGUAAAACCAUAUAAAUGCACAGAGUGUGGAAAGAACUACCGUUUCAGGUGCAAUCUUAAUCGCCAUGAGAUGAUCCAUAGACGGGAGAAACAACAUAGCUGCAGGGAGUGUGGAAAGAGAUUCUUUCAGAACACAGCUCUUACCAUCCAUCAAAGGAGUCACACAGGGGAGAAACCAUAUAAAUGCCUGGAGUGUGGAAAGAGUUUUAUUUCAAAUGGAAAUCUUAAUGCUCAUAAAAGAAUCCACACAGGGGAGAGACCGUUUAAGUGCAUGGAGUGUGGAAAGCAGUUCAUUCGGAAAAGAGAUCUUACUGAUCAUGAAAGGGUUCACACAGGAGUGAAACCAUAUAAAUGCACAGAGUGCGGAAAGAGAUUUCGUUUCAAGCGUAAUCUUAAGCGCCAUGAGAGGAUCCAUAGCGGGGAGAAACAAUAUAGCUCUGUGGAGUGUGGAAAAAGUUUCACUCAGAAAAGUUCUCUUUCUGAUCAUGAAAGAGUUCACACAGAAGUAAAACCAUAUGAAUGCACAGAGUGUGGAAAGAACUACUGUUGCAGGUGCAAUCUUAAUUGCCAUGAGAUGAUCCAUAGAAGGGAGAAACAACAUAGCUGCAUGGAGUGUGAAAAAGGAUUCUAUGAGAGGACAGAUCUUACUAUCCAUCAAAGGAUCCACACAAGGAAGAAACUAAAUAGUUGUGAGGAAUGUGGAAAGGCUUUUGUUUUAAUAGGAGAACUUAAUUUUCAUAAAAGUCACACAGGUGAGAAAGUAAAUAAUUGCAUAGAGAGUGAAAGUUUCAAUUUCAGGAAUAGUCUUGAUAACCAUGAGGGGAUCCACAGAAGGGAGAAAAAACAUAGCUGCAGGGAGUGUGGAAAGAGAUUCUUUGAAAACAGAGAGCUUACUAUCCAUCAAAGGAGUCACACAGGGGAGAGACCAUAUAAAUGCCUGGAGUGUGGGAAGAGCUUUAUUUCAAAAGGAAAUCUUAAUUCUCAUAAAAGAAUCCACACAGGGGAGAGACCAUUUAAGUGCAUGGCAUGUGGAAAGCAGUUCAUUAGGAAAACACAUCUUUCUGCUCAUGAAAGGGUUCACACAGGAGUGAAACCAUAUAAAUGUUCGGAGUGUGGAAAGACCUUCCGUUUCAGGAGCAAUCUUAAUAGUCAUGAGAGAAUCCACAGAGAGGAGAAACAAAAUAAUUGAAUGGUGUGUGGAAAAGGAUAUGAGGGGAAACAUUACUAUGUGUCAAUCAAUCAAAUGUUUAUUGUCAGUGCACAACAUGUGUACAAUGAAAUUGAAAAGGAUAUGCAUAUAGGAGAGCCCCUAUAAACACACUGUAUAUUCAACAAGCUCCCAUUUCAAAAGUUCUCUUAGUUCCCAUGAGAGGAUGCACAGAUUCCUACAGGGAGUCUGGAAAAGGAUUCUGUGAGAGGAGAGACCUUGUAGCUAUUAAAGGAUUCACAGAGUAGAAAGACCGUAUAAAUGGAAAGAGUAUGGAAAGGGCUUCAAUACGAACUUUCACGUAGCUCAACACAAGAGAUCCACACAGGGAUUAAACUGGAACAUGGAAAGAGCUUUACUUAGGUGUCAACGUUGAGACAGAUUGGGAGUGUCACAGCCAUUUUCUCUGUUUCUCAGCUUGACACACUUUGGGGGAAAGUGGGAGCUUUGGAAUGUCAGACCAGACAUCAACAACUUACUAUCUUGUGGGAACCAAGGUUAUUUAACAGGUGCUGGCCAGAGACUGGAAGAGGUUUCCAAGGAGAUGCCAGAACACCUGACUGAACAAUGUGACCUGUGACAAGGAGGGAGGAAGCUGUCUAAUCUUUUACUGAAAGUGUGGGAAAUAGCCAGAGCUGAUUUUGUUUUUCAACUGUGCUGAA
Pseudonaja textilis is the source of this 7538-nucleotide messenger RNA. Lineage: Eukaryota; Metazoa; Chordata; Lepidosauria; Squamata; Elapidae. The record is from RefSeq and is a predicted model, not a curated record.